Molecule: messenger RNA, 3682 nt
Organism: Prorocentrum cordatum
Lineage: Eukaryota; Dinophyceae; Prorocentrales; Prorocentraceae
Source: the annotation of a GenBank genome assembly
AUGGCCUUCCUGGAGUCUGGUUCGUCGGCCUACCUGUGCUACGUCGGGGAUGACUUGUAUCAUGAUCGGAUCAUCCUGAGCUGGGUGGCAGCGAGCGAGUAUGUAGUUGUUUCGCCUGACCUGGACAUUUUUAUCGAACAGAUCGACGCAGCCAAUGCCGACCUGCAAGGGUUACGGCUGGGCAGUGCGGAUGGUCGCCUUCCCUUCGGGAUGGGCGGCAUGCAGGUCUACCGCUUCCAGGUGCGACCUGCCGGCGCUGACCUGACGCAGCCCCUUGCCGAGGGCGAGCGCCACGCGCAGGUCGAGCGGGCGUCACGCGGGUUGGCCGCGCCGCCUGGAGCCGCGGCCCGUGCUGGCCCGGGGGGGGUGGCCCCGGUGGCUGUCCCGACGCCACUGCCCGUGGCGGUGCCGCCCGCCCCUGGCGUGGCCGCGGCGCCGCCCCCACCCCGCCUGGCGGGGCCCGCAGGGGCGUGGGUGCUGGACGAGCCCGUGGACACCUUCGUGCUCGGGCAAGAGGUGCCGCUGCCGCCGACGGCGCUAGACGUGGGGGGCCGGGCCUUCGUGACCGUGAACGGGGAGAUCGUGUCGCUCUCCAGGGUCGCGCCAGGCACGGACCUCGCCGCCUGGGGCCUGAGUCGCCAGCAGGUGCUGCUGAAGGGCGACCCGAGCCUGCUGCCACGGCCGUGCUCUCCGACUCCCGUCGCCUUUGCCACAGACGCUGCCCUGGUCGUGCGGGAUCCCAGUGUGCCGCUGCGGACCAAGGGCCCUGGGACACUGCAGGACUCGGUGAAUGAGAUGUAUCUGCGCUCGCUCGGGGGUUUCACCGUCGCCCACGAUCGGUGGCUGAUGGAGUCGAGAGUGCCUGCAGGAUUGCGGUCGGGCCACGAACAUCGAGUCCUGUGCCGUGCCCUCACCUUCGCGAUGGAGUCGGACGGGCUCAACAUCGCGAACCUAUCGUGCUGCGAGUUUCUUAACCGACGGCGUAUGUUGCUCGAGACGGCCCAUCGGGCUGAUCCUGAGAAGCCCGCGUUCGAGGACUCGCACAUCUACAUGGGCGAGGACGAGGAGGGCACGGGUGUCACAGUGACGCCCGCGCUUCGGGCGCACGUGGCGGCCGAGAUGUCGAAGGAGUAUGCGAUCGAGAAGGAGAAGAGGAAGGCUCGAGAGGCCAAGGCGGAGGCAAAGUCGGCGGCGGCCCGGAAGAAGAACAUGUGGGCCCGCGACCUCUCGGUGGACCGCAUGAACUUUUUCCUCUACCCUCCGUCGGGCGUCGGGGCGUCCAGGACGGCCCGCCGCCGCAGCACGUAUCGCCGGCUGGCCCUAGACGAUGCAAAUGACAUGGUGACCGCGCUCAAUGCCCUCUACGGCUGCGAGCGCGACGCGCUGCGGCUCAGCUUCUGGGACCUCGUACCGAUUAUGGAGGUGAUGGCUGUGCAGUGCAACCAUGUGACCCUGAACGGCUUGGACACCGCGAGGGUGCUGGACGUGGAGGCUCGGAAGGUGCUGACCAGCUUCGAAGACCUCAUCCUCGCGAGCCCCGAUGUCGUCUCCGAGCGUAGGGGGCGCACUCCCUCGCGUCCCUACUUUGACGUCGCACUGCGGGCUGACAAGAAGGCCUAUGUGGAUUUCCUCCGGCGCCUGAUGGAUCGACGACUACUUGGAGUGGCGCCGGAGUCGCUGAGUCUUGUGACCCCCUUCUUCGUGGCCAAGAAGAAUGGGAAGCAGAGGCUCGUGCUGGACUGCCGGCUCACCAAUAUCCUCUUCGCCCACGCCCCCACCGUCGAGAUCGGGAGCUCCGAGGCGAUGAGCGCGAUCGAGCUGGAGCCCGGCCAGGAGUUGUACGCUGCCUCGGCGGACAUCGAGGCCUGUUUCUACCAGUGCGGCGGCGUCGGGAGGCUGAGUAGCUAUUUCUGCUUGCCCUCGGUGCCUGUCGAGGUGGCCCUCGAGCUCGGCCUGGCCGUGGACGCGCGCGGCCAGGAGUUCACUGGGCGGGAGAGGGUCCACCCGUGCAUUGUUGUGCUCCCCAUGGGCUGGAGCUGGAGCUUCUGGUUGGUGCAGCGAAUCCACCUGGAGAUGCUGCGCCGCCCCGUGGAGCUGCCCUACUCAGACCACAUCAACGUGCUGGGGGUACGGGCUGAGGAGGUCACCGAGCUGAGGGAUCGUGUCGUGGCCCGUUUUUCCGAGGAGGGCUUCAGCAUGCACGAGAUCUCAGAUACCAGCGUACACUCGACCAUCCUGGGGGCCGACGUGGGGGGCCAUCCGCCCGUCACCAGGCGCACCGGGCAGAAGCUGUGGUUGCUCAGAGGUGCGCUGCAGUGGCUAGCGAGCGGCCCCAUCGUGACUGGCCGCCAGGUUGAAGUGGCAUGGAUUUUCUCCGCCGUUGCAGUGCUGCUGGGGAGCCAGCUUGACAGGCCAUGGUCGUCGACCGUGACGGCCACCGACGCCUCCACGACGGGGUUCGGACGUUCGAGGGCCUCUCUCUGGUGCAUGCUGGGCCCGCUGAGCGUGGCUGGGCGCGGCACCUUCGCGGAGGAGCCGCUGCGCAACUCGGACCGCCUGCCCGUGCCGACCUGGGGGCCGAGGCCCAAGAGGUGCCGCCUGGCGACCGCCGCUGUGGCCGAUGGGGCUGGCGCGCAGCUGCACGCUCGGCUGGCCAAGGCCCUGGAGCCCAACCGGAGCAGCCCCGCCUCGCCCAUGGCGCCCUCCAGGUGCGAGCUGGCCGCGGCGGCCGACGCGACGCGCGUCGGCUACAAGGCGUACUCCGAUGCGUUUCAGGUGUUCCUCGCCGAGGAGGGGGGGGUGCCGUCGACCAUCGAGGACAUGGAGGUUCGGGUGCUGCAGUUCCUCGACCUCAUGCUGGAGGCGGAGUGUACCCGGGCCGACGCGCCCAUCCUUGUCGCAGCGGUCAAGGGCGCCUACCCGUGGUGCACGGGCUCUCAGACGAUGCCGCGCGUGAGCCGUGGGUUUCGAGGCUACGCCAAGCGCCGACCCCCUGCAUCUCGCGCCCCCGUGCCUCGGGAACUCCUCGGCGCUGUCGUGUCCGAGGUGCUGGCGCGGGGGCAGAGGGACUGUGCACUCCAGGUGGCAUCGACCUUCUUCACCUACAUCCGCCCAGGAGCCCUUCGGAAGCUACAAGUACAGCAGCUGCUGGCCCCCUCGAGGGCCUCGGGACAGUUGCAGUGCUGGGGCCUGAUCCUCGCCCCGACCCAGAUGGAUGCGAGCAUGCCAGGCGAUCCGAGGGGCUCCCACCGAGAGCUCACCAAGACGGGCACCUCGGACGAGACCGUGAUCAUAGACCACCCAGUCUGGCUCGGCGAGUGCCUGGCGGCUCAUGUCCGGGGGAGGGCGCCGACCGACCUGAUCUUCCCCACCCCCGGCGCGUUCGUGGCGGCCCAGUUCGGAGUCGCAGCGAGGAGGCGCGGCCUCCCCCGGGUCUGCCUCUACCAGCUGCGACACGGGGGUGCGUCGGACGACGUCCUCCCAGGCUGGCGGGAUCGGAAGACCGUGAAGGCUCGGGGCCACUGGAGGACGGACUCGUCCCUGAACAUGUACGGGAAGCCCGGCGCCGUGCACCAGCUCCUCAAUGCCAUGACUCCUGCCUCGAGGGACUUCGGCCGCCAGAUGUUCGAGGUGAUGGGGUCGUUGUUCGAGCGGACCGUCGCCGCGGAGACCAUCCCCAAGU